AUAGAUACAUGCCCCGGUAAACAUUCGUGCCCGACUUGAUAAGUAAAAAAAAUCGAAUAAAAGUUAUCGAGAGUCAAGAUAUACAAGUUAAAUAAAGAACAAUAUGAAAGGAAUAACAGAUGUAACGUUUCUUCUUUUAAUUCUUAUAAAUGUGGACAUUCUGGAAGCUGCCAAAGCAAGAUUUGUUACAUGUGGCAGUGUUGUCAAAUUGCUUAAUUUUGAUUAUAAGAGUCGGUUACAUUCCCACGACGUCAAAUAUGGAACAGGAAGCGGACAACAAUCGGUGACUGGAAUUGAAAAUUCUGACGAUGUUAACUCACAUUGGGUAUUAAAAGGCGAGACAGGAAAAGUGUGCGAACGAGGAGAAGAGAUAAAAUGUGGAGAUAUCAUCAGAAUGCAGCACUUAUCGACUGGUAAGAACCUCCAUUCACACAUCUUCUCUAGUCCACUUAGUGGAAACCAAGAGAUCUCAGCUUAUGGUGAUGAGUCAGGGGAAGGUGACACCGGUGACCACUGGGAAGUCAUUUGUAAUGGAGAUUCAUGGUAUCGAGACACUAAAGGGCAAUUGCGGCAUAUUGAUACUCGAAAGUACCUUGCAAUGUCUGGCAGAACCUUUGGUAGACCAAUUUCUGGCCAAAUGGAAGUAUGCGGAAUACAAUCAGGCAAAUCAGGAAGUGAAUGGCAGGCAAUUGAAGGAAUAUUUAUUCAUCCAAACGAACCUCUUAGGCAAAAUAUUCACACUGAACUGUAGAACUUAACUUAAAGUAAAAGUGAUUUUGUGAACUAAA
Messenger RNA from Clunio marinus, 788 nucleotides. The record is from the annotation of a GenBank genome assembly. NCBI's taxonomy places the organism in Eukaryota, Metazoa, Arthropoda, Insecta, Diptera, Chironomidae.